UAUCUGGUCAGGGUCAUAUUUGGGCCCACUUCACUGUUAUUGUUAGCCAGGUAUGCUCAAUCACUGGGAAGAGAAACAUAUUAGACAUCCACAAGGUGUCUCUGUUUCACCUUUAAAAAUACUGCGCAUGUUUCAGACUGCAUCCUGAUGCUUGGCGCAGACAAUGGAGACUGGAGACUAUGAGGUCCUGACAAACCAUCGGAAUACAUGCUUCAUUUAAUUUACUGUAGUUCUAAAUGUGGUGUACUGUCCACCAAACAGCAAAAAACCGGUGUUAUCUGUAGGAUAAUCGGUAGAACGCUAACAAUGGGGUUGUGUUGUACUUGUUUAAACAUGUUAUCCAAAUGAUUAUUUGUGAUCAUAAUGCUAGUUUAAAUAUAUUAUGGUAGCACUAAUAACCUACCAACUUUUUGUAAAAACGUGACCGCGCAUAGUCAUGAUGUGGCGCACUGAUGUGACUGGCGAGAAGGCGGGGAUGAUAAAGAUGUUAUUAUCAGACUAAAAAUGAAUACUGGCCACUGAAAUCUGGGUUAGUAAAUCACACCAGUUGUAGGCUACGUUAUCGUAACAUCUGGCUCUAUUUCUUCUUUCUCCCGUCUCAAAUUGUACACGCGUUCCGUCUGGCGGAGGUAGACACACGCGGGUGCAUCAAUGCCUUCAAGGCGGCACAGCGGGCGGAGGAGGCGGUGCUAAGUCUCGCGCACAGUUUUGCUGAUUGCUUCUCCGGCAGAUCUGUGCCGUUACUAUCCCGACGGGUUACGCUCGUCUCCUGGAAAAAAAGUAGAGUAUCAGAGCUCACCAAAGCUUCCUGUAUACGCCAGUUAUUUUUUUCUUUCGAAAUGAUGAUCAGUUAUUUGUAAUGUGUGCCACUUAAGGCGUUAUCCAUUUGAACGGAUAACUGCAUUGGGACCAUACGCGUUUAAAGAGGAUUUUUACAGGUCGUUACUGGAGGAAUUUUGAACUGUCUCUUGUGAAGAACUGACAUCAGGAUGUAAAUUAGGCUGAUUUGGUUAGAAUUGUCACAUUAAGCCUUUCUCACACGAAGAGCGGCGCCGGUGAAUACUGUGAAAGGCUGUGGAGACCAGUGCUGCGAGAAUAGCGGGAUCAUCAAUGGAAUAAUUUGACUUUUAUUGAGAAAUGCAAGGCAUUCCUUGUCCGUGUCAGGCAAGGUUACCAGGCUACUAUUUACCAAGCCUUGCUGGACCAAGGGACAUUUCCAGGUUUUCUUUUAACGGUAUCUCUGACUAAAUCUGGACAACAAAUGCAUGGACUGUCUAUCUGCAAAAUGAGUGUCUGUUUAAUUAAAUCAACCACAUGAGUAGCCUCUAAAUUGAGGUCGCGUCCAGGACUGGGAAGAGGACCAUUUCACUAACCCCAUCUAGCUAAUAAAAGCUAGAUUAAUUUGUAGCCAAUCUUAAUAUUCUGUUAUUGAGACACGACGACAAAAUGGAUAACGAGGUCUUUGCUCCGUUGCUGGAGCAAUUCAUGCUCACUCCUUUGGUCGCCUGGGCGAAGACAGUCGGCCAAUUAUCUACCAAGGAUGGAAGAAAACUGUCGGAAUACGUUGAAUUAGUGGACGGAGUAUAUCUAAACGAUAUCAUGCUUGAGAUAAAUCCUAAAGCCACUGUUCAGAGGACUAACAAGAAAGUGAACAAUGACUCCACGUUGCGAAUCCAAAAUCUCUCCAUCUUGAUUCGUCAGAUUAAGACAUACUAUCAGGAAACUCUUCAGCAGCUGGUCAUGAUGCCCCUGCCCAACGUGCUGGUGCUGGGCAGAAACCCUCUCAGUGAGCAAGGUUUAGAGGAAAUGAAGAAGAUGCUGUUGCUGUUGCUGGGCUGUGCGGUCCAGUGUGAGAAAAAAGAAGAGUACAUUGAGAGGAUCCAGACGCUGGACUUUGACACAAAAGCGGCCAUUGCGUCACACAUACAAGAGGUGACCCACAACCAGGAGAAUGUUCUAGACCUGCAGUGGCUGGAAGGAGGCGAGGCUCCCCCCGAGGACCUGGACUCCUUUUCCAGAAGUGUGGCGUUCCACCUCAAGCGCCUGGUGGACGAGAGAGACGACCAGCUGGAGACCAUCGUGGAGCUGACUCAGGAGAGAGACUGUGGGCAGUACACGCCCCCGGCCCUGUACGCCCAGUCCCCCUGCGACUCCCCCAGCAUGCGCCGCACCGAGAGCCGACAGCACCUCUCCGUGGAGCUGGCCGACGCCAAGGCCAAGAUCCGACGCAUCAGACAGGAGCUUGAGGAGAAGAGCGAGCAGUUGUUAGACUGCAGACAGGAACUAGAGAACAUGGAGUCUGAGCUAAAGAGGAUUCAGCAGGAGAGCCUGCAGCUGCUUUCUGAUGCGCGCUCGGCCAGGGCCUACAGGGACGAGCUGGACUCUCUGAGAGAGAAGGCCAUUAAAGUGGACAAGCUGGAGAGUGAAGUCAGCCGCUACAAGGAGAGGCUGCAUGACAUUGAGUUCUACAGAGCCAGGGUUGAGGAGCUGAAGGAGGACAAUCAGGUGCUGCUGGAAACCAAAAGCAUGCUGGAGGACCAGCUGGAGGGGAACCGAGCGCGUUCAGACAAGCUGCACGAGCUGGAGAAGGAGAACCUGCAGCUCAAGGCCAAGAUCCACGACAUGGACAUGGAAAGGGACAUGGAACGUAAACGUAUCGAGGAGCUCAUGGAGGAGAACCUGACGCUGGAGAUGGCACAGAAGCAGAGCAUGGACGAGUCCCUGCACCUAGGCUGGGAGCUGGAGCAGCUCUCCAAAACGCCCGACCUCACUGAGGUGCCUCAGAAGUCUCUGGGCCACGAGGUGAAUGAGCUGACGUCGAGCCGGCUGCUGAAGCUGGAGAAGGAGAACCAGGCGCUGCUGAAGACGGUCGAGGCGCUGAAGGGAGACAAACCCAGUGAACGCCUCCUCAAGGCAGACCGCGAGGUCCACAGGCUCACCCAGAGGCUGGAGCAGCUGGAGGGUGAGCUGAACGCAGACGGAGAGAGCCUGCGGAGUGCUGAGACCCUGAGCGCAGACCUGAUGAAGGAGAAGGCGCAGCUGGAAAAGACCCUGGAGACUCUGAGAGAGAACUCGGAGAGACAGCUGAAGGGUAUGGAGCAAGAGAACGAACAUCUGAACCAGACCGUUUCCUCUCUGCGCCAGCGGUCGCAGGUGGGCGCUGAGGCGCGCGUGAAGGACGUGGAGAAGGAGAAUCGCGUGCUGCACGAGUCCAUCAAGGAGACCAGCGGCAAGCUAAACAAGCUGGAGUUUGAGCGCAAGCAGCUGCGCAAGGACCUGGAGCACUACAAGGAGAAGGGCGAGCACUCCGAGGAGAUGGAGCUGGCGGUCCAGCGGUUGGAGCGUGAGAACGAGAGCCUGCAGAAGCGCGUGGCCAGUCUGGGCAUCACCUGUGAGAAGGUGGAGGCCCUGGAGAAGGAAAACAUCGAGCUGGAGUCGGAGAGCCGCAAGCUGAAGAAGAAGGUGGAUGCACUGCGCAGCACCGCCUUCCAGCUGGAGGCCCUGGAGAAGGAGAACGCGCAGCUGGACGAGGAGAACCUGGAGCUGCGGCGCGCGGCGGAGAACCUGCGUUCCGCCGGGGCCAAGGUGACGCAGCUGGAGAUGGAGAUCCGCGAGCUGGAGAACGAGCGGAGCCAGCUGAAGCGAAGCCUGGAUCUGCUGAAGGCCUCGUCCAAGAAGAGCGAGAGGCUGGAAGUGAGCUACCAGGGCCUGGACACGGAGAACCAGCGGCUCCAGAAGGCCUUGGAGAACAGCAGCCGCAAGAUCCAGCAGCUAGAGGGAGAGUUGCAGGACGUGGAGACGGAGAACCAGAGCAUCCAGCGCAGCCUGGAGGAGCUGAAGAUCUCCAGCAAGCGCCUGGAGCAGCUGGAACAGGAGAACAAGGUCCUGGAGCAGGAGAGCUCGCAGUUUGAGAAGGACAAGAAACAGUUGGAGAAGGAGAACAAACGGCUGAGACAGCAGGCCGAGAUCAGGGACUCAAAGCUGGACGAUGACAACCUGCGGAUCGGCCAUCUCGAGAAGGAGAAUCGCGUCCUCAACAAGGAGGUGACCACACUCAAAGACUCAUGCAACAGGGUCAAAGACCUGGAAAAGGAUAAUAAGGACCUAGUCAAACAGGCUACCAUCGAUAAGAAGACACUGGUUACGUUGCGAGAGGAACUGGUGAGUGAAAAACUUAAGACGCAGCAGAUGAACAACGACCUGGAGAAGCUGACUCACGAACUGGAGAAAAUCGGCAUCAACAAGGAGCGCCUGCUGCACGAUGAGCAGAGCUCUGACGACCGGUACAAACUGCUGGAGUCCAAACUAGAAUCCACCCUCAAGUCCUCGUUGGAGAUUAAAGAGGAGAAGAUCGCCGCCCUGGAGGCAAGGCUGCAGGAGUCCUCCAACCUCAAUCAGCAGCUACGGCAGGAGCUCAAAACAGUGAAGAAGAACUAUGAGGCCCUGCGUCAGCGGGAGGAGGAGGAGCACAUGGUGCAGAGCUCGCCCUCUAGAGGGGGGGAGGACUCUCAGGUGGUCCACAAGUGGGAGAAGGAGAGCCAGGAGGCCACGCGGGAGCUGCUCAAGGUCAAAGAUCGCCUCAUCGAGGUGGAGAGGAAUAACGCCACUUUGCAGGCGGAGAAGCAGGCCCUGCGCUCCCAGCUGAAGCAGCUGGAGACCCAGAGCAGCAACCUCCAGGCCCAGAUCCUGGCACUGCAGAGGCAGACGGCUUCCCUGCAGGAGAACAACACCACCCUGCAGACCCAGAACGCCAAAGUACAGGUGGAGAACUCGACGCUGAACUCGCAGAGCGCAACGCUGAUGGCCCAGGCGGCCCAGUUACAGAGCCAGCAGUCGAGCACAGAGAGCGAGCGCGACGGGGCGCAGAGGGAUCGCGAGGAGCUGCGCGGCACCUACGAGCAGCUACUGCGCGACCACGAGAAGCUGGCCGCGCUGCACGAGCGGCAGGCCAGCGAGUACGAGGCCCUCAUCGGCAAGCACGGAGGACUCAAGGGCGCCCACAAGAGCCUGGAGGUCCAGCACCGCGACCUGGAGGAUAGGUAUAAUCAGUUGCUGAAGCAGAAAGAUCAGCUGGAGGAGCUGGAGAAGGCACUGAAGGUGCAACAGGAGAAGAUGCUGACGGAGAACAAGAACCACGAGGCCACUGCUGCUGAUUACUGCAAGCUGAAGGACGAGAAUGACAGGCUGAACCAGACGUACCAGACGCUGGUGAAGGAGAACGAGGGGCUGCAGUCAGACCACAAGAACCUGAAGAGCCAGAUGAACUCCGCCAAGCUGGAGCAGACGCGCCUGGAGGCCGAGUUCUCCAAGCUGAAGGAGCAGUUCCAGCAGCUGGACAUCACCUCCACCAAACUCACCAACCAGUGUGAGCUACUGAGCCAGCUAAAGGGGAACCUGGAGGAGGAGAACCGCCAUUUGCUAGACCAGAUCCAGACCCUGAUGCUGCAGAACCGGACGCUGCUGGAACAGACCAUGGAGAGCAAGGACCUGUUCCACGUGGAGCAAAGACAAUACAUUGACAAACUCAACGAGCUAAGGAGACAGAAGGAGAAAUUGGAAGAGAAAAUAAUGGACCAAUACAAGUUCUAUGACCCCUCACCCCCACGCAGGCGGGGCAACUGGAUCACCCUGAAGAUGAAGAAGCUGAUCAAGCCCAAGAGCCGCGAGCGCAUGCGUUCCCUGACGCUGACGCCCACGCGCUCCGACUCCAGCGAGGGCUUCCUGUCCGUGCCGCUGGACAGCCAGGACAGCUCGUCCGUGGGCUCCGGCUCCAACUCGCUGGACGACACGCUCGUGAACAAGAGGAGCAACAGGAAGAGAAUGCAGCACACCCAAUCGCAGGGUUCGUCCACCGUGACAGCCCUGAAGCGGUUGCCCUUUAUGAGGAACAGGCCCAAGGAGAAAGACAAAGUGAAGGCCAUCUACCGCCGGUCCAUGUCCAUGAACGACCUGCUCCAGACCAUGGGGCAGGCCGGAGGCCAGUGGGCCGUCAGCACCGACAACCUGGACGGGCCUGAGGAGGCAUCCCCGGGAGGCCAGCGCAUGAAAGAGCUGGGAUCCAUGGCCUACUCCACCACCGCCAUCAACUACGCCACCCUGAGCCUGCCCGCGGGCCCCAGGACCAAACAGAAGCUUAAGAACAAAGACAACGCUUCCUAUGAGGACGUCACUCCUACAGACGACCAUAGCGGGACACGAGGACAAGGCCUGCAGCUCAUUAGCAGAGCCAAGACGCUCUGUCCCUCCUCCCUCUCCUCAUCCACCAUGUGCAGAGUCUCCUGUAACAUCUGUAGUACCUCCAGACCCUCCUGUCUCCAUAGUAGCAAGACCACCAGCACUAGCACUAGCUAUAAUAACUGCUGCUCGUCACUCACUGGCAAAGUGGGCUCGGUGAACGGCAACCUCAGCAGGCCCCACAGUGAGAGCAGCGGUGAGUUCAGCCUGAGCCUGGACACGGAGAUGGGCUCCAGCGGCAGCAGCCCCAUCCAGCAGCCCGCCUCCCAGAGGUCCUCCACCCAGAGCCCCCUGCAGCUCUGCAAGGCCCAGGACGCCGCGGCUGGUCCGGCCAGGAGGAAGGGUGGCUCUCCAGGCAGCGAGGUAGUCUCUCUGCAGCAGUUCCUGGAAGAGAGUAUAGACCCAGUGGAGUCGGGCAGCCAGGAGAACUUGACCGUGGAUUCCCCGCGCCUGUCAGGCGGCACUGAGCAUGUGCAGAAGGAACGUGUGAAAGGGCGGGGCAUCCUGCGUUCCUCCAGUGGCCGGGCCACGAGCAGCGGAGACUUCAGCACAGGCCAAUCCCGCACCGGUACGGCAGGCCGGCCCAGCCUGCGGAAGGCGGAGAGCACGCGGGUGAAGGGCUCUGUGGCGCCCAGGUCCAGCCUCUCGACCCAGGGCAAGGCCAUGUCCGUGUGCGAGCGGCUGGACUCGACGGCGUCCUCCUCCGCCGGCCUGCCGCGUGCCAGCAGCGUCAUCUCCACGGCCGAGGGCACCACGCGACGGACCAGCAUCCACGACCUGUUGUCCAAGGACAGCCGGCAGCCUGUCUCCGUCGACCCCUCGCCCAAGGUGUUCGCCAAGGCCCGCCCGGCCCCCGCCGGCGAGUCCAGUGAGUACCCCCUGCCGACCCCGCGCCCACACUCUCACGCGCCACCACAGUUCACCACCCCCGCUGCACUGCUGCCCAAGUCCGCCAGCAUGCCCUGCACUGGCCGCACCCCUGUCCCCGGCCUAGACGAGCUCGAGCUCUCAAGUCUGGAGUCGUUCCUGGGGCCUUCGUUCGUAGAUUCCGUUUUCAUGGACUCCAUCUUUAGCGAGCCAGUGUUCACGGGCGGCGGUAAGAACCAGGCCAUUCUCUCCCUUAACACCUCCCUGGUCAGUAACAUCAGCGGGCCCCCCCUCAAAGCCAACCCCAAAGUCUGCCAAGGCCAGAGCAAGCCAAACGGGGAGCUGAACUCCAACUCAGCCAAUCAUAAGCAAGAGGGGGAGGGCAAUGGUACUAAUCAUGUGAUUGGCACUGACCAAUCAUCUUCAGUGAGCUCAGAUGACAGCCAAUCACUGUGGUUAGAGUAUGGCUGUGUGUAAAUGUGGGUCUGCCGCGUGACAGUGUGUCCUGCUUCUUCAGUUUUGGUGCAACCUCUGCAUGAUUGCUUUAACCCAAUCAUGUUAUUUUUUUUUUGCUGUUGUCUUCCACUUUGUCUGGCUUACUUCAAGUUCACUACACUUUGCUUUCCCUUUGGUUUGGUGUUUCCUGAAUUCAGUGGGUGUCCCCCUCGACGAGCCUCUUAACUGUUUAAUCAGUCCCUCUGUCUGGUCUGCUCAUAUGGAGACUGUUCCCUGUUUGCAUGAGUGCCGUUGUAACACCCCUUUGGUCCUGAGUGAUUUCAAACCCCUUGUUGUUCAUUUGUUCUGUCCUUCACAUUUUGUUUUUCCUCUCCACAGUGUGUUUUGGUAUGAAAUAUAAGCUUUUUCACAAAUAACACUAGCCUCAUGAGCACCACCGAAACGGAGCAGAGAAAUUAAUAUUCUAAGUUCCCCGUAAUGUCACCCCUCUUGAAGCUCAUGUUGCCAAACUUAGCAGGACGUGUGCUACUUUGACAUUUAAAUAAAGCAAUUAGGCUUGUAGAACAAGUCCCUUGAUGGUAUGCCCUAUGAAAGGCCAUUUAAGAGCGUAUUGAACAAGCUAAAUAGCUUGUGAGCUAUAGUUCUAUUCUGUGUAGUAUGACUUAGCCUUUCAGAAAAGUAAUUAUUGUUUGAGAAAUACUUUUCCCAAAGCCUUUUAUUCAGCUUGUUUGUGUUUUGUGUCAUUGUUUUUGGGUAUGUGGGAUGUGUAUCUUUUUUCUUUUCUUUUUUUUCCAUCUGUCCCAUGAUUAACAUUGUACACAUUAUACAGGGCUAUUGCAUAGCCUUUUCACUGCACUGCAUGGCUUCAGAAGGUCAUUGUUCUUGUCCUUCCAUUUUGAUCAACUAAAAUCAAAAUGAAUCA
This is a messenger RNA of Clupea harengus (Atlantic herring), 8479 nucleotides long. It is a transcript of the gene ccdc88ab, whose product is annotated as coiled-coil and HOOK domain protein 88ab. Gene Ontology annotation, cellular component: cytoplasm; centrosome. Lineage: Eukaryota; Metazoa; Chordata; Actinopteri; Clupeiformes; Clupeidae. The record is from RefSeq and is a predicted model, not a curated record. Gene Ontology annotation, molecular function: microtubule binding; dynein light intermediate chain binding. Gene Ontology annotation, biological process: cytoplasmic microtubule organization; cytoskeleton-dependent intracellular transport.